AUGCAGGCAACGGUCAGCGAAACAGCUGCGAAGACUUUUGGCGUAGACCUAAUUGGGAAAAGGAUAGAUGUCCAUGAAUGCGACAACAAAAGCUUCGAGUAUCUACUUCGAGAGUUGCUGAAGCGCACUCCGUCAUCAGCUAGGCGGGAAGUGAUCGAGAUGGCUGCUCUCUAUGAACAUCGGCUCACAAGAGGACAGAAGGCCAUUAUUCACCUCGAAGCUUUUGUUGUCGCAUUCAUGGACAUCUAUCUGCAGCACAACAGCAUUAACUCUAACGCAAUGGAGACCUGA
Cooperia oncophora is the source of this 291-nucleotide messenger RNA. The record is from the annotation of a GenBank genome assembly. Lineage: Eukaryota; Metazoa; Nematoda; Chromadorea; Rhabditida; Trichostrongylidae.